UUUUCGAACAUUCCUUCCUUUUCAAGCACAUACGAGUAUAUUCAAUAUCCUUGCAUAUAUGUAUGUAUAAACACAUGCUUUCGUAUGGGUACGCACUCCCUCACCAACAAGAGGCCACCUUCACAUAGCUAACUGUUAGCUUGUUGUGGUAUUUACAAACAAGUCGAAAUGCGAAUAUCAUUCCUCACCCUCCACACCCCCCAUGCUUGUACAUCGCUACUUCGUCAUAUGUAUCUAGGCAAAUAGCACAUAGAGCGUACCUCGAGACACAGCAAUAACAAGAGCAAUUCAACGUUCAACAUUAAGUAAUAACCCGAAAAAGCGGAAUGAAAACAGUUAGGAAAUUGAUGAAAACUGUCGUGACUAUGAAUACGAAAUUGUACGGAUUUGUCAGAUUGACUUCGAAGCAGGUAGAACAGGCUAAAGUGGGGCUGGCGACGGGCAGCAACACUGUAUGGAAAUGAUGGAAAUGACUGUUUUCGUCUGUUUGAUUUUUGUUUUUGGCCACGUAUCGAAUUUGGUUUAGAUUGGCUAUAGCAACCGCACAUAACCCCAAUAAACAAACUAAUAAAACACAACAUGUCAUGAGCUGCGAGCCAUACAAGCGAAUGAGCGAGCAUUUGAGUAAAGUCAGAAAAUACUUGCAAACGCAUUGAUAAAGACAGCGCGUCGGGUAACAGUGGAGAACGCACGCACGCCGGAAAGACAAUUGUGAAAUGAAUGCGUAAGACGAGUCAGAGCUCGAAUAACAGGUAUUCGCGAAGUAAAUUUUAAAUUUGACGACAAAGGCAAAUAAAAGCAGAGGAAAAGGAAGAAGAAGAAGAAGAAGAUAUCGGAUGCUAAAUUAAAACUUGCGAUCAACAAGCUAGCAAACAAACAGUGAGCGAACGAGUGAAAUGGAGAUUGUGAAGACGAGCGACUAAAGCGUGUGCAUUUCGAGAAGCGUAGGUGCCACUACGGCAAAGGAAAUUUUUAUUGCAGAAAGUUUGGCAAAGCGCAAGCGGAGAGUUAUUACUAUUUGGAAGGCAGUCAGCAAAGUUGCGCAAUAACGCAAGUUCAGAGUGAGCAAGUGAAUGUGCUAUAAAAGUUAGCAGGAGCAGGAGCGGCGGCAACAGCUACCACAAACAACACCAGCAGGCAAAUCAAUUGCAGUUCCAAGUACAAUAUUUGGACAGAGCACGCACGGGCGAACUAUGCUAUUAAGAUUUAUUCUGUAGCGCAAUGAAGAGUUGGCUGAACUUUGGUAAAUAUAUAUUUGCGGCGAGCAAGGCAAAUCAGCGCUCAACACAAAGGUGUAUCGAUAGGCGAAAAAACGGAGCGUCAUGUCUAUAUCGAAGUUACGCAGUCGGCACGCCGUAUUGACGCGACAGGAGCACAUAAAGAGUCCGAGCAGCGCCGGUGGCGAGAGCACUGGAGGUGGCAGUGGUGGUGUGUGUCGUGCUAUCAUUACCGCUGCACCCAGCACAGCCACAACUGGAGCUGGAGAAACACAUAAAACUGCCAAAUCAACAACGCACGCUGCCACUACAAAACUACCAAAUGCACACACACCGACGGCUGCUUCCAACGCCACCACUGCCACUUCAUCUCAGCAACUACCAAGUCAACCAGCACAAUCGGCUGCACAAACCCAUAUACCUCAAACGUCACUGCUAAAAAUCGAGCCAUUUAUACCUAGUCUCACCACACGACUACGACGAACCUUCGGUCGCUCAUACACCACACUGAGCCACAUCACGGGCCCAUCGCAGACCAACUGUAGUGGCGGCGGUGGCAGCCGCAGCAAACGCAAAGUAGCAACGCAUUCAAAUACAGCGAACGCACUCAACUCACCUCUCUUGGGUGCAGCUAUCGAUAGUAAACUUGCCAAAGCAAAUGCCGCUAGCACACGUGCGGCUAUUGCCGCGCGUCUGCGUCGCAAUCCAGUGCGUGCCAUAGUAACGCGUCAGCGUUCGAAGUCCACCUCUUCUUCUGCCUCCAAUCGCCCUACAACGGCGCAUCGAAAUCUGUCACCGAAUAUGUUGUUGAAUAGCGAACACAACGCCACAACGGGAGCGUGUACGAGUGGCGGCGCUGGUAGUGCUGGUAGUGGCAGUAGUAGUGUAAAUGGUGGAGGUAGUGCAGCUAUUGUUACAGUGCAACCAAAUGGAAUUUGUCGCAUCACACGUGCCGCCCAAGAGCGCGAAAACCAACCGGAUCGCAUUAAUUAUGAUCGACGCGGCCUGAGCGCACUGCCGAUAUUCGAGCAUGAAACGCAAUUGCGUCUACUCUCUUUGCAACACAAUCUCAUUAAUAUUUUUCACAUACCGAAAGAUGAGCCGCAAUUAGCACCGGUGCCCACACCUUCACCACCCCCACCAUCAGGUGGUGGCGACACAGCACAAGCGGAUUGUUGUCAUGCACCGGAUAUGCCAGUUGAAAAUGUUGGCGGUGAGCAACACAACUCGCUUACAAUGAAUAAUAGCGUACAUUCGCCAAAACCGGUACGUCGUCAAAAUGAACGCGCUACCAAUGGGCGCGCCGGUGGCUUGGCACCAAAUACUUCCGGCGCUGGUGUCCGGCUUUCACUUGCUUUGGGCACAACGAAUGCGCGACAGUUGAAUGGUAAUACGCUAACACCACCACCACCGCCACCUACACCCCUGGGGCAGUUGCAACAACAGCUGCCCCAUGCUGCGCCGCAUCAAAUUUACCAGCAAUUGCUGCAGCAACGUCUAGCCGCUGGUGGCAGUGGCGUUAAUGGUUUGAAAAAUCUUCACUACAACGGGCCCCUGUUGCCAAUGACACGCCAGCCCACACCUACUCGCUUUGCGCUUAAGCGUUCCAAGAGCUUUGUCACAAAUAUACCACGUCAUUUGCAGAGCAUUCAACAAAAUAUGCUGAAAACGCAGCUAGCGCGUGUUAAACUCGGCGCUACCGCUGCCGAUGCGCGUUUGCAAAGUUUUGAUUCGACCACUAGCGCUAGCGGCGCGCUUUCUAACGCUACCGAUUCAACAGCUUCGUCCAGCUUGGCGCCGUCAUGUUCAAACACAAAUGGCACCACAUUCGCCGGCAGCGAGUUCGACGAAGAUGAUCCGCUGCAACAGCUUACAGUGAAGAAUAGACAACUCGUCGCUUCUUACGGCACGAUCUUCCAAAGUUUAGUUUUCCUGGACCUCUACGACAAUCAAAUCGAACGAAUAGGUAAUUUAGAUGGCCUGCCAGCACUCUCUGUGCUACUGCUGGGCAAAAACCGACUCACCGACAUCAGUGGGCUCGCCUCACUAAAGCAGACUUUACGCGUACUCGAUUUGCAUGGCAAUAAGAUCGCCAGCAUCGCCAACAAGCUCAACUGCCUGCAAGAGCUUAAGUCGCUCAAUUUGGCGGGUAAUCUACUGCGUCAUAUAGGUGCUAAUGAUUUUAACGGUUUGACACAACUGCGUGAGCUCAAUUUGAAGCGCAACAAAAUCAAGCGCAUCAAUGGCUUUGAGCACCUCACCGCGCUGGAGCGACUGUGGCUCUGUCAUAAUGAGUUGCAUCGCGUCGACGACAUGGCUUCCAUAGCAAAGGCGAUCAACCUGCUUGAGGUGACCAUUGAGAAUAAUCCCGUCUCGCUGGCAGGCGAUUGUGUCUCCUUCCUCGUAAGCUACCUGCCACGCCUACAGACGCUCAGUCAAAUGCCAAUUACCGAACAGGUGCGUACGGCCGCAAUGUCUUGGCGACGUAAUAAGGAGAUUUCAGACACGCAUUAUGCGAACCUCACACCCGACGCCUAUCAGAGCAUCAAGCGGGAGGAGGUAAUCUCGAAUGCGCGCACCAACUGGGAGUUGCUAAGGUCACAGCAGACGUUACAGCAGACGAGUGCACUGCAGCGAAAGCAUACACACAAAUCACAACAACAACAACAACAACAACAGUUGCUACAAACACACGCCACAACGCCACGUAUUGCGAAAACCAGUGAACUGGCACGCAUAAAUGAAUCGAACGAGGCGGUGGGUGAUGCUGGCGAAGGGAUGGGUGCGGCUGGUGAAAGGCUUGUGACCGUUGGGUAUGGAGCAGAGCUACAAGAGUUCAUUAAAUUGCCGCCCAUACAACAAAGGGAAGGGGAACAACAACAAAGUGAACAGCCACAGACGCAGACACAGGGGCAAACAAAUUCGCAGCCAACUAAAUCAGGGCAGGCAGUGGCAACCAAGCCUAAUACGUCUGAUGAAGGGACACAACCACUUCCACCAGCACCACCGAAGCCAACGACAAAGGCACAUAAUGUGCAGCCACCGCAUAAUGUGAGCAAUGAUGUCAGGCAUGGCGGGGGCAGAAACAACAAUGUUGAAUUAUCCACCAGCAACAACAACAGCGCGCGUCUUUCUGGCUCAUCAGGUUCGAGUUUGGGUCCCAAUGUUCAUUCCUCGUCCAGCUGCUUCAGCUCGGACAAUGAGGACUCCACCGAGUUAACAACGACACAACAACGCACCACACGCAUACAUAAAUAUCAAAAGACAGCUGGACAACAGCACCAACAACAGCGAAGAGGACGAGAGCGUGGUGGACAUGGCGACAACAAAGAAUGCAGGAGUGGCAAUGCAAUUGUGAAGAGGAAAAUUGAUGCUACGCAAAAGGCAAACGAUUUGAAGCAGCAAACAAUUGAGGCCGCGCAGCCCGAGACUGAGCUGGCCUCUAACAAAGUCACUACCCUGGGAGUGGUGGGACGCGAGCAAAUGGCUAACAUAAAUGCUGAACAAGUGACCAACAACCCAGAGCUCGUAACGCUGGCGGAAGGAAUUACCGCAAAGCAAACAACAAAUGAUGCCAAUCCAAAAACGGCAUGCGACACAGCCGAGGCCAUCAAUUUACCAACGCAAGUGCAUACGCAUGCGACGGACGUUACUAAUGGAGUCGGCCACCGAACGAGAGUAGGUGAGUCCAUCAGUCCAUCGUUGGACAGUAGCUCAUCAAUGCUCAUGCAUGGAAAUCAGCCCAACCGCACUUCUAAUGCUAGCAAAACAAUGCUACCGCAACAAAAACUGUCCAACGGUUCAACAACAACAACAAUAAUAACCUCAUUGAACAGUACUGUUUUAAACACAACCACAGCGCAAAUUACCAACCAUGCGAGCUUACUAAGUUUGGGCUUUAAGGAACACAGUAGCUCUAUAGCUGCCCUACCGCUGCCACAACAAACAAACGGCGGCAAUGGCAGCGUUGGCGCGGUGGGCUUUGUAGGCACAACAACGCGCACCACAUGUCGCCGUCUAACGAGGUCACAGACAAUCGUUGGCGCCAGUUCUACUUGUGCAGGUACAAAUAACUGCUUACCAACCGCAGCAGCUAAUAACGGAAAUGAGUCGUGCGGCGGUAGGCGCACAGCAAACAGCGCCAGCAGUAAGACGGCCAACACCAACACGAUAUCAUGUAAUGGCCAGGCCUCAGCCCAACCAACUGUCACGUGCAUAGUGGCGCCGACGCCAAUCGGCCUAAAUAACAGCAAUGCGUCGCAGAGCGGACGUGGCGCCACAACGACAAACAAAGCAGAAGGUCGUGAUAGCCGUGAACGCGAGCGGGAGCGUGAACAGGGCGGCGACUAUCUCAUCGAGAUUUGCGGUCGCUACCUGAACGUAUACGGUCAAGGUGCUUUGCGUUACAUCGACAAACAGUGGAAUGCAGCGAAAGCGCAGGAUGUGCACACGCUCAAUUUCAGCUACAUAAAUUUCAACAAUAUCGCCGCCACCGUUUUGGCGCGCGUUAAGGCGCGCUUUCCAAAUGCGGAAAAUUUCGUUUUUCGCGAAACGAAUAUUGAGUUUAUUGGUCAGUUGAAUGCACUAGCCGAGCUGCAAGGCAUCUCUACGCUGACCAUCGAUCCGGAGGGAAAUACAAUAACCACAAAGGAUUUGUGGCGUGAAUAUGCCAUUUAUCGACUGUCGCAUUGGGGGCUUAAGCUGAUCAAUGGUGUUGCGGUCACGGAGGCGGACAUCGAGGCGUCGAAUGCACUCUAUGAGGGUCUUUCCGAUUUGGUGUUGUGGGCAAUGCCGGCGUCAAUGUUACAGCCGCUGCUAGCACGACUGCGGCUGGACGAAACAUGUACGGCUAGUAAAAUGUCGCCCAAAGAGUGGCUAAUGAAGCCAGAAAAUAAAUCCUUGCGCUUGGUUGUUGGCAAAGAGGCGUUGCAGUGGAAAAAGCCCAAUAACACCGCCAACACUAAUUGUAAUAAUAACAGCAACAACAGUCACAACAACAACAAUAACAAUGGUAUUAAUGGACACCAUCAGCAAGCAAUGCCGUAUGCCGUGAGCGAGUCAAGUGUAGGCGUCAGCGGCAGCAACACCCACACCAACACCCACACUAACGCCAAUGCCAACCUAAAUACGCUUGGUAUGCGCGAACGCGGUCGCCUGCAUUUUGCCACCAUGCUGGAGAACACCGUGGAUGCUGUGGAGAAAGUGCACAUGCUGGAAACGUUGUGGCCCAGUAUGCUUUUGGACAUUGUACGCAACGCGCUGCUCGAUUACUCGCAUCUCGAUGAAUAUUUGCACAGCGUAAUGGAUGAAAUCAUGAAGUGACAAUGCCAAAUGGCAUGUGUGGCGCUUGUUGGAAUGAGCUGCAGGUCGAUAUGCAGCUUGAAGCCUUGUGGGAAUAUUCUGUGCUGGGUGUGUGUGUGUGUGUGUGUGUGCGUGUGUACGUCGCAGUGUCUGUAUGUAUUUCUAAAGAGCCGCCUGUGGCUGAAGGAUCUAUAGCGAUGGUGUCGUUUUUGUGCAUUUUCCACAGACAUGCCGUUAUACACACACGUACAUACAUACACACAUACACACAUACACACAUACGUGUAAUAGAUCAAUUGAAAGCGAAUUUAGUUUAUAGACUACACAUAUACGUACGUACAUAUUUAGCAAAUAGUGUAAAAAGGAUAUUGCGCACACCGAUAUACAUACAUACACAUACAUAUACAAAAGCACUUAUAGUUGAUGGAAUGUAGAAAUAUAAAA
Molecule: messenger RNA, 6962 nt
Organism: Ceratitis capitata (Mediterranean fruit fly)
Lineage: Eukaryota; Metazoa; Arthropoda; Insecta; Diptera; Tephritidae
Exons: 2
Coding region: 1323-6539 (1738 amino acids)
Molecular function (GO): protein binding
Source: RefSeq, a predicted model, not a curated record